UACAGCUGUGAAAACACUGAGAAACAUCUUAUUCUUGUUGACUGUGUCAAACAAACCCAUUUCUCUUUUCACAACUUUUUCUUUUCCUUCGUUUCUCUGGUUUAUCUAAGAGAAAACUCCUAUCUUACAAAAUUUAACACGAAAGCAGUAUUGCGUUGCAAGAGACCAAAGUGACCCAGUCCAUGGUGAUGUUACCACCCACUAUAGAAGGUUGUUUAAGUACCACUGCGUGCUGCACCUGUAAGCGUUUGACGGAGAGCCAAAAGUCUGAGCCAUUGUACGAGGAAGAUGACGAGGAAGAAAUCUUGGGUUCAGAUGAUGAUGAGCAGGAAGACCCAAAAGACUACACCAAAGGUGGUUAUCACCCGGUGAAGAUAGGAGAUCUACUGAACAGUCGCUACCAUGUAGUGAGGAAGCUUGGUUGGGGCCACUUCUCCACAGUUUGGUUAUGCUGGGACAUGGCAGACAAAAGAUUUGUAGCUCUAAAAGUUGUGAAAAGUGCUCAACAUUACACUGAAACUGCGAUGGAUGAAAUCAGACUUUUGCGCUGCGUAAGAGAAAGUGAUGAAACAGAUCCCCACAGGGAAAAAACAGUUCAGCUUUUGGAUGAUUUUAAAUUAUCAGGUGUCAAUGGCACACAUGUUUGUAUGGUUUUUGAAGUUUUAGGUCACAAUCUUCUCAAGUUCAUAAUUAGGUCCAAUUAUCAAGGUAUUCCCAUGAAGACAGUCAAAAGUAUAAUUCGACAGGUGUUAGAAGCCUUAGACUAUUUACAUACCAAAUGCAAGAUCAUUCACACAGAUAUUAAGCCAGAAAAUAUCUUGGUAUGUGUGGAUGAAGCCCACGUGAGAAAGAUGGCAGCAGAUGCUGUGGAGUGGCAGAAAAUGGGGGUCAAGCUUCCUGGUUCAGCAGUGAGCACGGCACCAAAGGAGAAAGGGUUAGAUCCGAGUAAAAUGUCCAAAAAUAAGAAGAAAAAGUUAAAGAAGAAAAUAAAACGCCAGCAACAACUAUUAGAGAUGCAACUUCAACAAAUGCAGGAGGUAGGACCACAAGAGAACAAUGGGGUACCGAACAGCGAGAGCACGGAGAGCAUAGAGCCAGCUGAUGGUAGUCCAACACUUGAGUCCCCAGUGGAAUCCACUGAUCCCACGACACACCCCACCCCAGCUCCCGCCACCCUCCCCACCCCGAUUACCACCCCAGUUACCAGCCCAUCCACAACACCUGCGGAACCCACUGCACCCGAUGCAGGGGAUGCUCCAUCAAACAACGGACCAGUUGAAGAUUCAGAUGUACCAACGAAAAAAGAAGAAACACGAGAUGAAACUCCAGAGCCUACCAAGGAUUCGUCUAACGAAUCCAUGGAUAUGAACAGCAUGGGUGAUUGCCAGGAACAGAAAGCCUCUUCAGAGAAUGAUCUAGAUAACCCACCAUCAGAGAACAAAUCUCAAGAGUGUGAGGAGCCCUUAAAGCAAAACAUCCAGUCAGAAAACACUCAGUCUGAAAACGACACAACGGAAAACUUGCUGACAGAUUCCUGUAAGAAGGAGGAGGAGACGCCAGUCCCUGAAAACUUAUGUAAUGGUCACAUCAUUUCCAAAGAUCAAGAUCUGAACAAAAAUCAGUGUGACACAGAAAAUAUGAACGUUAACAAUACAGAGAAUGAGAUGGAGCACAGCACCUCAGAAGGAAAUGGGGAAAUAUCAGAAGCCAUGCAGAUACAAGACAGCUCUGAGAGAACAUCAUUGUCUGAUUCGUCUUCAUCCAAGGAGCCUAGCAGGGAUGAUGAGUUUCGUGUAAAGAUUGCUGACCUGGGCAAUGCUUGUUGGACAUAUCAUCACUUCACAGAGGAUAUCCAGACGAGACAGUACAGGUGUUUGGAGGUUCUCAUUGGUGCAGGUUAUGGGCCCCCAGCAGAUAUUUGGAGCACAGCCUGUAUGACUUUUGAACUAGCAACAGGGGACUAUUUGUUUGAGCCACACUCUGGGGAGGAAUACACGCGUGAUGAGGACCAUCUUGCCCAUAUAAUUGAGCUUUUAGGGCCCAUUCCUCGCGGAAUUGCCUUCAGUGGAAAGUAUUCGAGGGAGUUCUUUAACAGAAGAGGAGAGCUGAGGAAUAUAACUAAGCUGAAGCCGUGGGGGAUUACAGAUGUCCUUAUAGAGAAGUACGAUUGGGACCCAAAGGAUGCUCAGGACCUGUCUGAUUUUCUCUUGCCCAUGCUUCAUUUUGACCCUGAGAAGAGAGCAACAGCUGCCGAGUGUCUCAAACACCCAUGGCUCUAUUCAUGACUGUCCAUGGGCGACCACACCACAACGGCGACCUCAUGACCCCGUCUCCAUAGGCACCUCCUGAUAUUGGGCGUCACUCCUCUAGAGUCGUCUAUGGUGUACAGGCUUCUAUUACUAGGCUCCAGAAUCUUCCCCCAGAUCUGUGCGAAGACCAAUCCCAUCCAUCUUGUUGACAAACUCAAGACCACUCUCAGUUUGAAGCCAGUGGAGCCAUUCAUGAUUUGAAAGAGACAAAUUUCAUCAGGCCAACAUUUUUGACACAUAAGAUCUGACUGAAAUGUGACUGUACACUGUCAUGAUUCAAGAGGUGAAAUUGCUUGUCUAUGUUCAUGCAGAUCUGGAACAUAUUUCCAUUGUUGUUGUUGCUGCUUCUGGUUUACUUUGUCUUACCACAACACAGCAUUGUUGACUGUGUAACAUGGGUAAGUGCAAAUUGGUCUGCUUGGCAUCAGUAAUUCUAAGAAAUAUUUGUCAUAGGAGAAACUGAUUUGCAAAAGGAAAUAUAUUCUUUUCUUUCUCUUCUGAUGAAGACUUGGCCAAAUGUAAAUAUAUGAUCAAGACACACAGUUGUUAAAUUAACAUAUUUAACUGACGUUAGAAAUAUCGAAGUCUUGCAUGCAACUGUCAAAUUCUCAUGUAAUUUAUUACUUUGCUAAUGGGAUGAAUAAUAAUUGUAAAUAUAAUUGGUGGUAAGGCUGGGCAGACUAUUGCAUUCCUAGUUUUCCUCUUUGUGUCACAUGCUCAUAACUCCAUAGGCCAUUGUCUGUCCACAUCAGCGCUUUCUACUUUUCACGCAUUUGUUUUCAUUUUGAUCUCUGUUAUACAGAGUUGUUUACAAAAGUUUAAUGAUUUCAUUGUAGCAUUGUUGUUGCUAGUCCCUACAUUCAUUUUGAUAAAAGCAUGAGUUGCUUCUAUCUAACAUCUUCUAAAGCCUGUGGAAUACACAGUUUACUGUUAACUGUUAAAUAUUAUUAGUCUCUCACAAACUCCAGAAGAGAAUAUUUAACCAGUACCCAGAAAUUUAAUGGCAAUUCAGUCUUCAUCAACAUCUGAUACAAGACACUGACCAGGAAGCAGUUGUAGAGUAGCUGUAGACUGAUAUCUUCAUGUACAUUAACUCACUACAGAACAUAAUUGUUCCUUUUGUUUUUUUGGUUUUUUUUUUGGUUUUUUUUUCCUUCUUUUCUUUUGGUUGAGCGACCAAAAGUUGAGCUUUUGGUCGUAGGCUUGUCAAUGGUGACCAUAUUGCAUUUAGUUAGCCUCAGACACAGUUAUCUCCCAUGGGUGUAGCAACACAAAACAGGCAAUCCAAAAAAAAUUGUUUACAGAAGAAAAAUUUUAUGUAAGAGAUAUAUUAACAACUCUUUAAACUGAUCUGACUUAUUGUCCUAUUCGAUGUAAUAUACUUGAUUGGUCUUCAUUUGUUUGCCAAAAAAGGCAGUCAGUUUUGUGAAAUCUGCACAAAUGAAAUGAGAUGGACUUCACUGGUUUCUUACAGGUAAUUAACAUGAAGGUUUCUGCCUUAGAAGUUUGUUGAUCUGAGCUAUCACACUACAUAUACAUGUACAAGUCUCUUUACUGAAACUAGGUAUGACCAGCUAUUUCAUAUUGUCAGUCUGAACAGAAAUAUGUGUGUAUAAGCAUAGGCGCGGUAGUUCCUCACCCCUAACCCUCUGUUCAUUUUACUCCUGUUGACAGGGCUGCCAAGCCUGUAGAUCUGUUGGUCAGAGGAAAGCCUCACAAUUCAACAUUAUAUCUUCAUAUUUUAACAUAGUUGCAAUAUGUUUUAAAUUGUACAGAUAAACCAGCAGCUGCUUUGGUACACAUACAAAUAUAUCUAUAGAAAUUUAGUGAAAUGUCAUAGCCUCCUUGUACAAUGUACAACCAUUUUUCAUCAAUUUAUAUCAUUCUGUAUCUGCAGUUUGUGAUAUAUUUAUCGUUGAGAGCUCCGUAAGUAGAAGGAACCUGGCUUAUCAAAGUAUAACGUGCCAAAUGAUCUUUAAUUUAUUUAAACUGGGUGUAUGGGGCCCUACCUUUACUCUCUGCAACUUUUGUGUCAAGUUACCGACAAAAUGCAGUUGAAUUACUGCCUUCUCAAUGUCAGCAUUUGUGCAGUAUCUUUGAUGGAUCUUUGAAGGCUAAAAGUGAAAGAAGAGGUAUAUAUAAACAUAUAUAUAUAUUUUUUUUUUUGUGAGAAAUAUGUGAUAAACUGUUUUCCGUGCCAGCGCCAGUUUGUUAGGACUCGGAAGAGGUUGUUGAUAAUUACAUUCACUCUGUAUGUGACACGUGGAAAAUAUGCAGGAGUGACUGUUAAAAUGCUACUGAUGGUGCAUGAGGACAAGCUGUGUAGAAGCACUUCUGUCUCAAGACUUUCACUCGGCAACAUUUCUCUUGUAUAUACAUACUGUUUCGUUACAAUUUUUCGAAUAGAAUGAGUUGAAAUUGUGUAGUUUGAAUAACAUAUGGGUUGCAUUUGUCAUCAUGGCAUUGUUCAAGCUAUUCUGGAUUUUGAUUUGCUGUAAGACAGUCCAGUAGCUGUUCUGUUUUUACAGUUAAUGUGUUUCAUAAACUUUGCACAAGUACCUUUAUGUAACACAGAAUUGUGGCCAUUUUGUCCAGAUAAAUUUGUGUAUGUUUGUGGGUCUGGAGGUCACACAAAGCUCCCAAGUUACCAUGGUAACUGGCCUUUCCUGUACGCCAGUAGAUGCUUUUUUUUUGUACAAACAUCUUCAUGUACAGUGAUACAUUUGUAAUAAACCAAAUUUGGUUGAACCUCAA
Liolophura sinensis is the source of this 5063-nucleotide messenger RNA. RefSeq names its product SRSF protein kinase 3-like. Gene Ontology annotation, molecular function: ATP binding; protein serine/threonine kinase activity. The coding region runs from base 183 to 2285 and encodes 700 amino acids. Gene Ontology annotation, cellular component: cytoplasm; nucleus. NCBI's taxonomy places the organism in Eukaryota, Metazoa, Mollusca, Polyplacophora, Chitonida, Chitonidae. The transcript has 14 exons. Gene Ontology annotation, biological process: peptidyl-serine phosphorylation; regulation of mRNA processing; spliceosomal complex assembly. The record is from RefSeq and is a predicted model, not a curated record.